CACUUGACUCGUGAACAGUUGGGACACUGACUUGGACUGAGUGGUUGUGGUUGUGGUGAGGGAUGGGGUUAGGGAUGGAGUAUAUGUUACAUAAGUUGAGGCGAAAUGUGGGCAAAACUAAUUCACUGCAGAUAAUAGUGUUGGCGAUCGCUAUUCACUCGUGUGUCUCCGUUAUUAUGAUUUAUAUUCAUUUGGUUUACUAUUUUGACACACAUUUCAGUAAACAUCAUUCAGAGCACAAUCACUCAAACAUCGGUCAAAUCGUAUACAUUAAAAGCGAUGAAGAAUUUGGCUUAAAUUUGAUUCAUAACGAUAUGAUUAAAUCCAAUAAUAUAUCAGAUAAGGGAUGGUUCAGCGAUCACUCCAAAUGGAUUGUUUCAGUCAAUUGUUUCAAUAAUCAGUGGUCUCUUUGCUCUCAAAUUUUGUCGACGCAAUGCAAAGCAGACAGGAGUCGAGCGAUGUAUCAAUUCAUACCAAUCAGACAUGAUAUCGAUUUAUACGAUAUUAACGUCAGUUUAAGAGCCACUGCUGACCAACUCGUGGAACAGAGCAAUCAGGCCUUCUAUGGGAUGUUAGUCUACAUUAAAUUUGAUGACAAUUCACAUGAAAUUAUUAGACUACAAUUUCCGUCGGAAUUAGAGCUCUGGACUCAAAGAAAGAGUCGAUUCCACAACAAAUUGAAGAAAAGAAUUGAAUCCAUUACUCUUAUGAUCACAUGUUUUGGUUAUUCGGGAUCCGUUUCUUUCACUGAUAUCAAAGUCUCGCCAAUACUUGAAAAGAGUCAAAUAGAGACGAGUGAUGGGAUCGGUCGCUGGUGUCAUAACACAUAUAAACCCAUCGAUAUAACUGAUAAUUUGAGAUACGAACCAAUGGUCAUCUCUUUAGUCCCUAUUCAUAGAACUCGUCAAAAAUCUGAUGUGACUUUUGUCACUCAGCUAUCAAUGGAUAGGUUAAUAGUGUUGGAGCGAAGUCUGCAGUCAUGGGUGGGACCCGUCUCUAUAGUUAUAUUCAUUCCCCUCAAGAAUGUUGGCGAAGGUAUACAAGAGUGGCACAGACUUUAUAUAUCAAAGAAGUUGAAAAUUUUGAAUCUAACGCAUGAAAGUCACGUGAAUCUGGUGUCAGGACUCGAGAGCGACGAAUAUCCUAUAAAUGCAUUGAGAAAUAUAGCCAUAAAACACGUGAAAACAAAGUUUAUGUUUAUAUCGGACGCAGACUUUCAGCCAUCGCCUGACUUUAACAAUAGAUUUAUGUCUAUAUUUUCCAAACAUGAAUAUACAUCGAGAACAGCGUUCGUUGUGCCGGCUUUUGAAUAUUUAGAAAGCCCUCAAAAAGAAGACCCGAUUCCUAAAACAAAGGAAGAAUUCAUGCAAUUAAUACAUAGAGAGGAGCCAAUGGUUCAGCCAUUUCGAGUGUUAGAGUCGGCGGACGCGCAUCGGUUGACAAACUACUGGAAAUGGUAUUACGCAACACAAACCUAUCCAGUGAUGGGCUUUCUUGACAAAUACGAGCCCUAUAUAGUCGUCGAGUAA
Molecule: messenger RNA, 1529 nt
Organism: Medioppia subpectinata
Lineage: Eukaryota; Metazoa; Arthropoda; Arachnida; Sarcoptiformes; Oppiidae
Source: the annotation of a GenBank genome assembly